This is a messenger RNA of Salvia miltiorrhiza (redroot sage), 816 nucleotides long. RefSeq names its product NDR1/HIN1-like protein 6. Bases 66 to 656 code for a protein of 196 amino acids. The record is from RefSeq and is a predicted model, not a curated record. The transcript has a single exon. Gene Ontology annotation, cellular component: plasma membrane. NCBI's taxonomy places the organism in Eukaryota, Viridiplantae, Streptophyta, Magnoliopsida, Lamiales, Lamiaceae.
AUAUCCUGCAACGAAACCCUAGUUCCAUCUUCGGUUGAAGCCUCCAUCAAUCCGUGUCUCUCACAAUGUGUGGUAGCUGUUUGAAGUGCAUCGGCUGCUGCUGCUGCCUCCUCUUCCUCCUCCUCCUCGCCCUCGCCCUCGUCGCCUCCUACUACUACGCCCUCUACGUCCCGCAGGUCCCCACCUACGAGGUCGAGCGCCUCGACGUCCGGGCCCUCGACCUCCGCCCCGACCUCACCCUCGACGCCGCCGUCCUCGCCACCGUCCGGGCCUCCAACCCCAACGCCAACAUCGGCUUCCUCUACGGGGACAAGGGCCGCGUCGACGUCGUCUUCAACGACACCGACGUGCUCUGCACGGGCCGGCCGCCGCACUUCCGCCAGGGCCACCGGAACGUGACCAAGAUCCGGGUCGACAUGGCCGGGUCCAACCGGGUCGGGCCGGGCCUCCAGGCGGCCCUCGAGGAGAACCGGAAGAGCCAUCGGCCCGUGCCGUUGGUGGUGAAGGUGGAGAUGCCGAUUAGGGUUGUGGUUGAAGGAGUCCCCUUGAGGGAGUUCACGGUGUACCUCAACUCUUCCAUGUUGGUCGAUAACUUGGCUCCUAACAAGACUAUGACUAUAAUAUCGAGUGAAACCUCCUACUAUUUUGAGUUGUGAGGUUCGAAUUUAAGGUACGAGGUCUAGGCACAGAGUAGUCGAUGCCUAAAGUCAAAGGUCUCAGAUUCGAAUCGAUGUAAUAUGCCGCCUCAUGUUGUUGGGGAAUGGGGAUUCUUGGAAAUGAUUUAAUUUGGAGUGAUGAUCAUUUGUUGAUGUGACA